Messenger RNA from Lates calcarifer (barramundi perch), 3774 nucleotides. It is a transcript of the gene slc39a10, whose product is annotated as solute carrier family 39 member 10. The coding region runs from base 15 to 1538 and encodes 507 amino acids. Lineage: Eukaryota; Metazoa; Chordata; Actinopteri; Centropomidae. The record is from RefSeq and is a predicted model, not a curated record. Gene Ontology annotation, cellular component: membrane. The transcript has 9 exons. Gene Ontology annotation, biological process: zinc ion import across plasma membrane; intracellular zinc ion homeostasis; positive regulation of B cell receptor signaling pathway. Gene Ontology annotation, molecular function: zinc ion transmembrane transporter activity.
UUCACCUCCAUCUGAUGACCACGACCACGACCAUGAACAUGAACACCUGCACGGUCACGAUCAUUCUCAUAAAGAUAAGAGAGAGGCACCGGGAGAGCUCGACACCCGGACUUUGCAGGGCCCCGUCCUGUCCCAGCAUCCCAGGUGGACUGUCACAUCAGCAUGAGGAGUGUUUGAACCUGACUCAGCUCCUCACCUACUACGGCCUGAGUCCAGAUUCACUCAUCUCCCCCAGCCAGUUCACCUACCUGUGUCCGGCCCUGGUCUACCAGAUAGAUAGCCGCGUCUGCAUCCGCCAUUACCACCAGAUGGAUGUCGAGCAGGAAGUCCUGGAGCCCGUCAGUUCUGUCUGGGUCUGGGUCUGGGGCUUCGUGUCCAUCACCAUCAUCAGCCUGCUGUCUCUGCUGGGCGUGGUGCUCGUGCCCAUCCUCAACCAAUCCUGCUUCAAGUUCCUGCUCACCUUCCUGGUGGCGCUGGCAGUGGGCACGCUCAGUGGCGACGCUCUACUACACCUGCUGCCUCAUUCCCAAGGGCAGCACGACCACGGCGAGCACGGGUCGAGCCACGACACCGAUCUGGUAACGGCCUUUGAUGGAGUGUGGAAGGGGCUGACGGCGCUAGCCGGCAUCUACCUCCUGUUCAUCAUCGAACACUGCAUCGGCAUGUUUAAGCACUACAAAGACCAAAGGGGCAUGAAGAAGGUGAGUGAGGAGGGAAAGAUCGGCAGGAAGUUGUCGGAUCACAAGCUAAACCGGCGCUCAGACGCAGAGUGGCUCCACCUGAAGCCGCUCAGUGAAGACCCCGACAGCACGGUCGUCUCCUGCGACAACGGUCACAACGACACGCAGCUCACAGAGCUCCAGACGCCCGACUCUCCCACCAACAAGACGCCGCUGACACCCGCAAACCCCCAACAGGACCCCCUGUCACCCACCAAGGAAAACGGACGCAAGGCCAAGCAGCACAGACACUCGCACAGCCACGGCCACGGCCACUCUCAUGGAGGGAACUGCCACUCAGACCAGGAGAUGAAGGAUGCGGGGAUAGCCAGCAUCGCCUGGAUGGUCAUAAUGGGCGACGGCAUGCAUAACUUCAGUGACGGCCUGGCUAUAGGUGCAGCGUUUAGUGCAAACCUGACGGGAGGCAUCAGCACAUCAGUGGCUGUUUUCUGCCAUGAAUUACCUCAUGAACUCGGUGACUUUGCGGUGCUGCUGAAAGCCGGGAUGUCGGUGAAGCAGGCCAUUGUCUACAAUCUGCUGUCCGCCCUCAUGGCCUACGUUGGCAUGCUGAUCGGCACGGUUGUGGGCCAGUACACACACAAUGUCACCAACUGGAUCUUCGCCAUCACAGCUGGCAUGUUCCUCUACGUGGCUCUGGUGGAUAUGCUGCCAGAAAUGCUUCACGGGGACAGCGAGGACCACAAGCGCUGCCAGCUGGGACACUUUAUCCUGCAGAACCUGGGCAUGCUGACCGGGUUCGGCAUCAUGCUGCUCAUCGCCAUCUUCGAGGACCGCAUCGUUUUUGAUUUUGGCUUUUAGUAGAAGAAGAGGAAGAAGAGGAGGAGGAGGGGGAGAGCUGGAUGUUUCAGUAUUGUUCUUCUUGGCCUUAUCACGCUUUGUUUGCAGUGUAACGCAUCCCAGUCCUGCAUGCAAUGUGAGUCUCAUUCACAGCCCCGUGCCUCCAUUUCCAAUCAUGCAGCGGCGGUUUAUGCAUAUCUCAUGACACCAUCUCCUCCGUCAGCUCCAAUCUGUCUGCUCCCUGUGCAGCAAAAAAAAAAAAAUAAAGCUUCAACCAGAAAACACCACCUCUGCUCUGAACCAUUAAAGAAAACAGAGCUGUAGAUACUGAGGUGGAGCAGGGCCCGUCUUCCUGCUGUCAUGGCGCUCUCCAUCAUCUCCUGUUGUUAGCAUGUUUGUCGCCGUAUCCCCCUCCUCCUGUGUCGCCGUCUCGUACCCCCCCUGUGCUGUGUCCCAUCAUCUGUGGUGCGCAUCCCACCCGCCUAUCCGUCGCCAACUUAUCGCAUCAGUCGUGUCGCGUCUCGGUGUGCCAAGCCCUGGCCACUGGAGCAGCACUACAACAUCGCAGAGCUCGCCUCAGCUGAGAGUAAAAAACUUUAGCUCGCGUUGCUUCUCCUGAAAAGCUGCUGUGUCAAACUAGAAAAGUGUUCCCCUGACCGUACGUGUUAUAGUUUUGCUGCAUUCUCCAUUUAUUACUUUGACUUAGGUUUAAUUGUCUAAUGAAGUUUGUGGGGUUGUUAAACCUUCUGUAGUUGAAUAAUAAUAAUAAUAACUAACACAGCUGCCAAAGCCUUUACAAAUUAGCAUUUACAGUAAUGAAUGUUUCUUUUUUUGUUGUUUAGAAAGUGUCUGACCAAUUUUUUUUAAGGUUUUGACAAUCUGUAGGCUUGGUAGGCCUUUAUAUUUUAUAUUUCUUUAUAAGAAUCAGCAGCUUCAAAAUGUGAAACACAUUCUCAUCAAAGAGUUGUGUAGUUUAUUUAGGGUGCCUCUUUGAGUUCCUAAGCGGUGCUUUGUCCGAUCGGACCGCCCCGCAGUGGACGCUUAAUGACAGUAGGAGGUUGAGUUGUCACAUUAAUGCAGAUUUUUUUUGAUGUACUGUAAAUACAUGAAGUCUUUAUAGUGUCAGUAGCCGAGCAGCUAAAAGCAAAAUGUUUGUUCCUUUUCGAAUCAUUGAACUUCCUGACAAUCGAGGACAGCACUCCUGCGUCACUGUGUUUUCAGACGAGCGCCCCCCUGCUCUUCUAAUGGUUGUCAAACCACAAGACAAAAGAUCAUUAUUAUUAUUGUUUUUAAUUUUUCUUUUACAACCAUUACUCCUGUUUGUUUGGGUGUGAACAGUCCAAUCUGGUGACCGUGCCAAAUCUGGCCCGAGCGUGGCAUUUCAGUGGCUGGUGCUUGACGCUGCCCCCCUCUCCACCUGACCCCCGACCCCUGCCCUGACAUUCCAUUGACAUGCUAAGUUAGUUAGCCUAGCUUCAGCUGCUGGAGCACACAGAUAAUGUGUGUGGCUUCAUUUAUCCUGUCACUGUGUGACAUCCAUCGUCUGUGUCUUAACUGGCUGUAAAUCAUCGUCAUGUUAUCGAUCUGACUGAGUCGUGCAUGAAGCAUGAGUGAAACGGUACAGACAUCGUGUCGAGUGUAGAGUUGUUUUCAUUCUUUGUACUGCCAAGUUAAAAUAUUGACAACAUUUGUUACUUUUUAAAUUAAGUGUGUGUGAAGAUCAUGGGGUGUAGUGUAACUAGUGUUACGAGCCUUUUUUUUAAGCUAAAAUCAAACAUGCAAGCAGCAGAACAGAACCCAUCAUCUGCAUCGUCUUCAUCUCUUACAGCCAUUUUAUUAUUUCAUCUUGUGUUCAUAUCUAAUUUCAGUGCUAAAAAUGAUUAAACAGGACCUGAAUGUAAUUUCAUACUGUUCUAACAUCAUUAUUAUUCAUUUUGAUCAUGUUUUUUUAAAGGAUUACCAGUAUUUUUCCUGUGUUACACCUAUGAUUUAAAUCUAAACUGUCCUGUCAUGUAUUUCAUAAGAGUAAGUGACACUUCAGACUCUACGCCCCAAAUACAAAGUUUCUUCACAGUUCAUUGGACAAAAAAAAGUCCGUAAAAUGAAACAAUUGUUCGCAUUUUUUUUUUUGCUUUGUUGUAUGUAUAUUUGUUUAGCAAUCUGAAUAUAAAAUGUAAAAUGUGACAUCUGUGCUGUUUGCCUUGUCUGUGCAUUCUCCCCAUUACAAAAAGAAAAUAAACUCUGAUAAGAUCCUUGA